AUGCUUGCCACAAAUACAGUUCGAUUAGAACAUCAUUCACAAACCUGUUUACCACCUUCACUAAACACCGGUGUUGACGAUAAUAUUUUCAAAGAUGAAGUCUGUUCUAAACAGAACGAUGCUAAUUGUUCGAAUAUAGUCCAAUCGUCAUUUGGUAUCAAUAAUUACGCUCAAUAUCGUGAUGAUAACACUGUUAUAUCUCAGUUAAACAUAUUAAAAUCUCAGUCAAUAAUACCAGAAGAAAAUGAUAAAGAUAUUUCGUAUUAUGAUGAAAUGAAUACUAAAUUUCCAAAUAAUGAUAUUGUGCGUGUUAAAAAUAAUAAUCGAAUUGACGAUAGUUUAGAUGAGAUUAUGGAAAAUAUAUCAACAACCUCCUCCGAUAUAUCAAAUGACAGUUAUGUUGUCUUAGAAAUUAAAUGUUCACUUGCAGCUCAAGAGAUGGCAUAUCGUUCUGCCGUUUGUGCGAUCGACCCUGUAGCUGGUUUAAAGCAAAAGAUGGAACUAAUACCAAGGAAGAUAAUGAAACAUUCAACAGCUCAUAAAGGUGAAAUAGAGAAAAAAAAAAAGUUUACUAAACGAUUACGAAUGAACUAUCCGGCUAAUCGUAAUCAUUUUGAACGUAAUUCAUCAUAUUCAUCCGAUUGCGAUAACCAACGAAUAAGAUUAAGAACAAUUCAAAAAGUAAAUGAUCAACCUUUAAUCCAAUCGUCAACCAAACAAAUCUGUCGACCAUUAAAACGAAAAGAUUUUAUGUUAACAGAAAAAUCAAUUUUAAAUCCAAGCGAAAAUGUUCACGGGCAAUCAUCAAUAUCAUGUAUUGGUUCAAUUACACAUUAUUCUCCACCACAACAGAAAAAGGUUUUAAAUAGAAUUGAUGAUGCUAAUACGAAAAACAACACCAUUAUUUCAACUCGGUAUAAAAUAAAUGCUAAGACUCACCAUGAAAUUGAUGAUAAAAUUCGAUCAAAAUCUCGAAUAACGGCCGUUGAUGAGGAAAAAUGCAGCAGAUAUCAGCAAACGGAUGAUACCUAUUCUUCGACAGAAUGCAAAACUGAAUUGGAUUUACCAACAACCCCAUUAAAAACAUUUGCCUUCGAUCAAUUGGCUAUGCAAAAAUAUGUAAAUAAUGUACCAACUCCUAGUACAUCACCGACUCACGAUUCCAUUGUACAAAAAUCAAAAGCAACUUUUCCAUUACACCUUUCUACUGCAUUAGCGAAGAAAAAUGAACUUUUGCAAGAAACAAAUGGUAAUCUUUAUCAAGUUAACCCGAUUCAACAUGAUUCCAAUCAUUUAAUAGUAAACACGAAAGAAGAAAUUGGCCGUGAUACAACUUCAUCUAAAAAGAUCACUUUAGAUGAAUCUGUCAAGUUCGAUUAUUAUCCAUCCGACUUGAUGAAAAAGUCACAUGGGAGUACGUUUGGUAGUGUAGCGAGAAAUUCAGCCUUAUAUCGUUUAAUUAAAAAACAUUAUCAAUCGGGUGUGACAGGUCAUCGUUCGAAUAGUGAACCGCAAUUAAUCGAAAUAAAAUAUGCUAACGGUAAAACACUGAAAGACAAUGACGCCAUUUUACAAGUGGAAACAGCUAAAAAAAGUUUUAAAGCACCAACAUUUUCUACAUCAUUUUCAAAAAUAAAUCGUUUUGGAAUACCAUCUAAUCGAUUAUUUUCUCGACAUCAAGAACUAUCCUCAAUAAGGGAACUAAAUCAACUCGAUAAUGAUAGUUCAUCUCGAUUUAAUUUUAAAGCAGUAACAACACGUCUCAGUCGUUUAAUUGAAACAACAUCAUCGGGUACGUACGAUCUACAAAACGGUUCAUUUUCACGAGGAAAUGGCAUUGUUCGUAAACAGUUCGACAGAGUUAGAACAUUUGUAUCAAAAAUGGCCGUUGUUGAUGAUGGGCAAGAAAAUUAUACAAGUAUAGAGGAAAGAAGUAUAAGUAAAAAAUGUGAAAUAUUUAGUGAAAACUUUAAGACUUAA
Messenger RNA from Didymodactylos carnosus, 1980 nucleotides. The record is from the annotation of a GenBank genome assembly. Lineage: Eukaryota; Metazoa; Rotifera; Eurotatoria; Philodinida; Philodinidae.